Molecule: messenger RNA, 1710 nt
Organism: Folsomia candida
Lineage: Eukaryota; Metazoa; Arthropoda; Collembola; Entomobryomorpha; Isotomidae
Product: mucin-5AC-like
Exons: 8
Coding region: 47-1609 (520 amino acids)
Source: RefSeq, a predicted model, not a curated record
UGCUUCAUAUAUCACUCGGCAGAUAAAACUCGUAUCUCUAACAACUAUGCAAAAUUUUUCUCCGAAGCCAGGUUGGUUUUCCCAUUCGUAUAAUAGACAUCGCCAUUUCUUGUCGUAUGUAGCAUCCAUGGCCCCCAGACGAAAAUCAAAAAUCUGUGUCAAGCUUAUCGACCCGGAAUCUGAUUUUAAAAAAAGUAAAGAAUUCUUCGCAAAUCAAACAUGGAAAGAUGUGUUAAAGGGGUGUGAAUUGCUUUAUCCGCUCGAACAUCCGGAAAAUUACCGCAUCCAAAAAUACAGGAAAAGUAAGACAGCGAAAGACCAAGUACCCACUCUUGCAGAUAAAGUUCAGAAAAUUCGUUCCCAAUAUCAGAACCCCUGCGAGAAUCGCAUUGUAGUUCACCUUGUAAAUAUAUUAGACAAAACUGGUCAAUUGACCCCAACCGACGACCGGAAGGAAGAAAAGGUACUGAAAAAGGGACAAAAAUCGCUUCUGGCGUCAAAACCCGUCAAACCACUGGUGACUGAAGUAACCCAAAGUGCUGUUGCCUUACCAACGCCUAAGCGAGAUUUUAGAAAUCAUACAUGUGUUUCAAAAUACCCGGAUACUGAAGACGAGGACGAGAGCGACGAGGAUACCGACCCGAUGGCCAAACGUACUAAGGAUAGCGUAAUAGACAGGGCGAAAAAAAUGUCGGACAGCGAUCCGGUUUCUCCACAAUAUGCUGCUCAUAAGCGUGCUCAACUCUGGAUGACGGCAAUUUCUCGAAAUACGACAGAUAUCAUUCCUGAAACUUCGACGGUAGCAAUUCCUCAAAUCCCGACAGCAGCAAUUCCUCAAACCUCAACGGCAGCAAUUCCUCAAAUCCUGACGGCAUUAAUAACUCCUGAAACUUUGUCGGCAGCAAUUCCGCAAACCCCGACGGCAGAAAUUCUUCAAACCACGGCGACAUCAAUUCCUCAAACUUCGACGGCAGAAAUUCCCCAAACCCCGGUGGCAGCAAUUCCUCAAACCUCGGCGACAUCAAUUCCUCAAACUUCGACGGCAGCAAUUUCUCAAACUUCGACGGCAGUAAUUCCGCAAACUUCGACGGCAGAAAUUCUGCAAACUUCGACGGCAGCAAUUCCUCAAACCCUGGUGGCAGCAAUUCGUCAAACUUCGGCGGCAGUAGUUCAGCAAACUUCGACGUCAGAAAUCCCUCAAACUUCGACGGCUGUAAUUCCGCAAACUUCCACGGGAGGGACCCACCUUAACAAGGAACCAGGCAGUGGACAACUUUGUCUAACUAUAGGCAACGUCAAUUAUCAACAACUUUCAAUAACUGGGGGUCCUGCCGCUCCAAAAAGGACACGGAGUGAAAGUAGAGAUUCCACAGACACCGUGGAAACUCCGAAAUUGAAGCGCCCACGUCAAGAUGACAACACCAGUGAUCAAGAUUUCAAGGAGGUUGUUCUAAAUCGAUUGCGAGACACUAAGGCGAAACACCUCCUAUCAGCUCAAAAAGAAUGGGAUGAAUGCAAAAUUUCAAAAAGGCUCGAACUUAUUAAACCAGAAUGUACUCGCAAGGUAUACCAUCUAAUCUCAAGUAUCUUCGUCAACCCAGAUACAUAAAUUUCCGCUGGGGGGAAUAACUAAUGGAGUAGAAUCAUAGAAACAAAAAUUAGAAUUCAACUAAACUGUAAAACAAGUAAUAAAAAUAUAAUUUAAAAAAA